AUGUUAUUGUGGAUCGUGGUCGAAUGGUGUUGCUCGCUUGAUGGUUCUCAUAAGGACCUCUUUGCACCUCUCCUUACACCAAUUUCCACUCAAGCUUUGCAUCAGUCUUCUCAAGUUCCGAAUUCCAAGUUAGCCCGUUUUAGCACCAAUGUAGCAAAUGUUAAUACAUUUUCAGAUGACGAAAAUGUUUCAAAGUUUGCUGGAACCUGUUCCCAGAUAGAGAAAAGCAACUCUGAAAGGCCGCUAAAAGAAAUUCACAAAACUCCCCAAGCAUACAGUUUAGGGAUUGCAAAUGAUCGUUUGGUGAGAAGACCGAGUGUGAGCUCACAUUUGGAUAUCCAAGGCUCUUCAGAAGUUUGGCUGCACGAUAUCAGACAGUUGAAUUGUGUAUUUCACGAUUCUUUGCCAUUAAGGUACGAGAAGAAGAUACUUGAUGAGUUAUUGAGUUUAUUUUCACGAACGCAUGACAACACUAUUCCUCUGCAUGAUGGCACUAUUGCCGAUACUUUGCGGUCCUGCACUGGUACCAAUAAUGAAUACGUAGAUUCUGCGAUACAAACUUUUAAAAAUAUGCUCGCAAAGGACAGUGUCACCUGGGUUGCAAUAAUAUCGGGCCUGUCCCAAAAUGGUCGUCAAGUUGAGGCUUCUCUGACAGUGACCAAAGUGCUCAGUUACUGA
Molecule: messenger RNA, 678 nt
Organism: Striga asiatica
Lineage: Eukaryota; Viridiplantae; Streptophyta; Magnoliopsida; Lamiales; Orobanchaceae
Source: the annotation of a GenBank genome assembly